This is a messenger RNA of Rotaria sp. Silwood1, 474 nucleotides long. NCBI's taxonomy places the organism in Eukaryota, Metazoa, Rotifera, Eurotatoria, Philodinida, Philodinidae. The record is from the annotation of a GenBank genome assembly.
AUGUCAGCAUCUACUCAGCUUGAAUGUGGCGGUCGAGCUUGUCCUCAAUGUGGAAAAUGUCGUGAUUGGGAUCCCACUUAUGGCAAUAAGUAUAAGCGUCGUGAUGAUGGAACUUGCCGUGAUAAUACUGACACUCUUUAUGAUGCUCUUUUUCGUGUUGGACUUGCUGUUGCUGAUGCUCGUCCUUCUGCUCGUAUAUCUGCUAGAAUUCCCCGUGACCAUGCUGCUAAUCGUUGUCGUCGAGGUAUGUCUGAACACUGCUGUUGUCGUCAUGCUGUCGAUGAUCUUGACGCUGCGUUUAAUGCUGCUAUUCUUGAUGGUGAUCUUCGUGAUGUUGUUAUUGAUGCCCUUAAUCGUGCUGAAAUCAUUGCUUCUAAUAUUGAUCUUGCUCGUGAUGAGGAUGGUUUUGCUAUUCUUAAAGCUACUAAAGCUGUUCGAGAAGCUCAGCGUGAUCAUGUAUGCCAUUGUAAAUAA